This is a messenger RNA of Cricetulus griseus (Chinese hamster), 627 nucleotides long. The record is from RefSeq and is a predicted model, not a curated record. NCBI's taxonomy places the organism in Eukaryota, Metazoa, Chordata, Mammalia, Rodentia, Cricetidae.
GACACUGUGCCCCUGACUACGGCUACAAUAUAUGCCUACAAGGAGAAGAUGAAGGAGUUAUCUGUGCUGUCACUCAUCUGCUCCUGCUUCUACUCACAGCCUCACCCCAACACCAUCUACCAGUAUGGGGACAUGGAAGUGAAACAGCUGGACAAGCGAGCCUCUGGCCAGAGCUUUGAGGUCAUCCUCAAGUCUCCUUCUGACCUAUCUCCAGAGAGCCCUGUGCUCUCCUCUCCCCCCAAGAGGAAGGAUGCUUCCUUGGAGGAGCUGCAGAAGCGGCUGGAGGCAGCCGAGGAGCGGAGGAAGACCCAGGAGGCUCAGGUGCUGAAGCAGCUGGCAGAGCGGCGUGAGCACGAGCGCGAGGUGCUGCACAAGGCGCUGGAAGAAAACAAUAACUUUAGCCGCCUGGCGGAGGAGAAGCUCAACUACAAGAUGGAGCUGAGCAAGGAGAUCCGCGAGGCGCACCUGGCAGCUCUGCGCGAGCGGCUGCGCGAAAAGGAGCUGCACGCUGCUGAGGUGCGCAGGAACAAGGAGCAGCGGGAGGAGAUGUCUGGCUAAGGGGCGUUGGAUCCAGCGGCAACGAGAACACUUUCGGGUUUUGUUUUUGUUUUGUUCAGUUCUGUCUAG